Molecule: messenger RNA, 4616 nt
Organism: Onychostoma macrolepis
Lineage: Eukaryota; Metazoa; Chordata; Actinopteri; Cypriniformes; Cyprinidae
Gene: prep
Product: prolyl endopeptidase
Exons: 15
Coding region: 141-2270 (709 amino acids)
Biological process (GO): proteolysis
Cellular component (GO): cytosol
Molecular function (GO): oligopeptidase activity; serine-type endopeptidase activity
Source: RefSeq, a predicted model, not a curated record
UCUUUGUACGGAGUCUUUGACUGUUGAUUCCGGACAUUGUGCUGCGGCUCUCGAACACACUAAACUCUCCAACACUCGUCUCAGUUUAUUUUAUCAUAACAUUAUUUCAUCUGUUCAACAGCUUGGAAGAUCUCUGAAUAAUGGCUUUCCAGUAUCCAAACGUCUAUAAGGACGAAGCAGUGGUGGACACCUAUCAUGGCUGUAAAGUUCCUGACCCAUACAGCUGGCUGGAGGAUCCUGACAGUGAAAAAACACAGGCGUUUGUGAACGCUCAGAAUCAGCUGACCCUGCCGUUCCUGGAGCAGUGUGAGAUCAGAGAUAUCUUUAAGGACCGAAUGACUGAACUCUAUGACUACCCCAAAUACAGCUGCCCCUUCAAACGCGGGAACAGGUAUUUUCACUUUUACAACACUGGUCUGCAGAACCAGAGUGUUUUGUACAUGCAGGAGAACCUUGAAGCUGAGCCCAGUGUGUUCCUGGACCCAAACACCUUCUCAGAGGACGGGACGGUUGCUUUACGAGGUUACGCGUUCUCUGAGGAUGGCGAGUACCUGGCGUACGGCACCAGCUCGAGUGGCUCUGACUGGGUUGAGAUCCAGUUCUUGCGCGUGGACGGCGCUGUACUUCUGGAGGACCGACUGGAGAGGGUCAAAUUCACCUGCAUGUCCUGGACUCACGACGGGAAGGGACUCUUCUAUAACUCUUAUCCUGAGCAGGAGGGCAAGAGUGACGGCACCGAGACGUCCACUAACCUGCACCAGAAGCUGUACUAUCACGUGUUGGGAACCCCUCAGUCUCAGGACGUCCUGUGUGCCGAAUUUCCUGAUCAGUCGAAAUGGAUGAGUGGUGCCGAGGUGUCUGAUGACGGCCGUUAUGUGCUGUUGUCCAUUCGAGAGGGCUGUGACCCUGUCAACAGACUGUGGUACUGUGAUCUGAACGCCGUGCCGCAGGGAAUCACUGGUUUGUUGCCGUGGGUGAAGCUGAUCGAUAACUUUGAUGCGGAGUAUGAAUACGUCACAAAUGAAGGAACCGUUUUCACUUUCAAAACCAACCUGGACGCUCCUCAGUAUCGACUCAUUAACAUCGACUUUGCCCAGCCAUCCGUCAGCCAAUGGAAAGAGCUCAUUCCCCAACACGACAAAGACGUCAUCGUGUUUGCUACCUGUACAUACUCCAGGUUCCUGUUUGUGUGUUUCCUCCAUGACGUGAAGAACGUGCUGAAGAUGUUCCAACUGUCCUCGGGGGAGGAGAUACGCACGUUUCCGCUCGACGUCGGCUCAGUUGUGGGCUUCACUGGGAGGAAGAAAGACUCUGAGAUCUUUUACAGCUUCACCUCGUUUCUCUCUCCAGCGAUCAUCUAUCACUGCGAUCUGACUAAAGAGCCGCUGCAGCCGCACAUCUUCAGAGAGGUCACGGUGAAGGGCUUCAGUACUGCUGACUAUCAGACCACUCAGGUCUUUUAUCCCAGUAAAGACGGCACCCAGAUCCCAAUGUUUAUUGUCCAUAAGAAAGGAAUCAAGCUGGACGGUUCCCAUCCUGCCUUCCUGUACGGAUACGGAGGUUUCAACAUUUCCAUCACACCCAGCUACAGUGUCUCUCGGCUGAUAUUCGUCAGGCAUCUGGGAGGGGUUUUAGCUGUUGCCAAUAUCAGAGGAGGUGGAGAAUAUGGAGAGACGUGGCAUAAAGCGGGGAUGUUGGCCAAUAAGCAGAACUGUUUCACUGACUUUCAGUGUGCAGCUGAGUAUCUGAUAAAGGAGGGUUACACUUCCCCCAAAAAACUCACCAUCAAUGGAGGCUCCAACGGGGGGCUGCUCGUGGCGGCGUGUGUGAAUCAGAGGCCUGAUCUGUUCGGCUGUGCUGUGGCUCAGGUCGGCGUCAUGGACAUGUUUAAGUUUCAUAAGUUCACCAUCGGACACGCCUGGACCACUGAUUUUGGCUGCUCGGAAAUCAAAGAGCAAUUUGAUUGGUUAUUCAAGUAUUCUCCUCUUCACAAUAUCCGUGUUCCAGAUGCUGACGGGGUUCAGUAUCCCGCCAUAUUGCUGUUAACGGGUGAUCAUGAUGACCGCGUUGUGCCGCUGCACUCGCUAAAGUAUAUCGCCACACUGCAGAGUGUGAUCGGUCAGUGGCCUGGCCAGUCAAACCCUCUCUUUAUCUACGUGGACACAAAGUCGGGCCACGGUGCAGGAAAGCCCACCAGUAAAGUCAUUCAGGAGGUGGCUGACACGUAUGCCUUCAUCGCUCGCUGCUUGAACCUCAGCUGGAUCGAAUGAAGCGAAAGUUACCAGGCUCUAAGCUGUUUCUCUACUCCUGCAGGUUUUUCUUCUGACAGUUUGAUUUCAUUCUUGCCUGUUUGCUCUCUUGUUCACUCAAAUAUUCACCUUUUUUGCUCUCUGUCUGUCCCACUUCUCCACGGUUUCAUUAUUUAAUGUUACAAGCAAGUAAAAUCAGUCCAGUGUUGUUUGAAAACUGAAUCACAUUAAUGACUGAUUUUUAUAUCAGUUCACCAUGCGUCACGGCUGCGUACGGGAUACACUUAGGAAAUAUUAUAAUUACUGAGGUCACGGGGGGAAGUGUCAUAACCUCUCUAGCACUUUACUAAAACUGUAUUUAUUUGACGACGGGAAGACAUUAACAGUUUAUGGAUCUCUGCAUCACUUCAAUGUACAGCACUCAUCAAAAAAUAAGUUUGCCAGUGAAUCUCAUGAAAACAUGUUCAGGUCAUAUUUUGCCCCAAAACUAAAAGAAAUUUUGAUGUAUUAUUACACUGUUUUUAAUGGCAGUUAAGCACAUUUAAAAUAGUCGUCAAGUGUUAACGGAUUUUGUCCGCACAUGUUUCCCAUUAAUCUCAGAGGUGAUUCUUUUUACUAAACAGGAGAAUAUAAUACAUUUUUAAAUUUACAUCAGCAUAAAUUAUAUAAAUCCUCUGCAAUAAUGUCACGUUUUUUGCAUUACUGUAAUAAAUUAGUUUUUGCAUACAGUAUUGAGAACUGGAGAGGAAGAAUGUACUUAAUUGUCAUGAAAAUCACAUCUCACAUAAUUUCUUUUGAUUGGAGUUGAAAUAUAAGAAGGGCAUGUUUGCUCACGUGAGAUUCACCGUUUGUCAGUGUGUGUUUGUGAAUGAGCUGUAUCUCUCGACAGAAAUCUGUUUCUACCUCCACAUUUAUGCAGAUUGUUUUAUCUUGGAAGGGAAAAGCAAACAAAAUAACCUAGUACAAUAAAACACAUUUGAACAUGAAUAUGUUUUGUGUGUUCAGUAAGAUGUUCAGAAUAUUUUAGCUCUUUUUUUGUUUACCUGUUCUAUUAAAAAACUAUAGAGAAAUGAUUAACCUCAUCCAUCUAACACAGUGUUACUCACAGUUUCAGUGUGAAUGGAAUCUCUGCAGUGUCUCGCUGUCUUCCUCUGCUGGCUUGUCGCAGGAUUACACACUGAAACAAAAAUAAAGCAGGAGUGUUCAGCAAUAUCUCCUUUCAUUAAAUGUGACCCUGGACCACAAAACCAGUCUUAAGUCGCUGGAGUAUAUUUGUAGCAAUAGCCAAAAAUACAUUGUAUGGGUCAAAAUUAUCAAUUUUUAUUUUAUGCCAAAAAUCAUUAGGAUAGUAAAGAUCAUGUUCCAUGAAGAUAUUUAGUGAAUUUCCUACAGUAAACAUAUCAAAACUUAAUUUAUGAUCAGUAAUAUGCAUUGCUAAGAACUUCAUUUGGACAACUUUAAAGGUGAUUUUCUCAAUAUUUAGAUUUUUUUUGCACCCUCAGAUUUCAGAUUUUCAAAUAGUUGUAUCUCAGCCAAAUAUUGUCCGAUCCUAACAAACCAUACAUCAAUGGAAAGAUUAUUUAUGCAGCUUUCAGAUGAUGUAGGAAUCUCAAUUUUGAAAAAUUGACACUUAUGACUGGUUUUGUGGUCCAGGGUCACAAAUGGCUCAGAUUGUGUUAUACUUUGAAAACAAGCUGUAGAGGGUCAUUCUUUAAUGUGGUGUAUAAUGAUUUUGUUAGACUUGGUAGUCUUCCCUAGCAAUAAUUUUGAUAAAACAAUUAAAUAUAUGUAUGCUAUACAGAGCCAGCAGAGGCAUAAGUAAGUAACUAUAAGUGGCUGCUUGGGGCCCCCAAGAAUGCAUGAAAUGACAGCUUGAUUUAUUUUUAUUUUUGUGAUAUAGUAUGUAAUUUGACAAUGGUACAUUAUACAAAAACACAAUAUUAUAUUAUUAUUUUCAUAGUAGCGCUGUAUGACAGAUGUAUCACUUUUAUUUAGUUUUUCCUUUAUUUUUCAGAAUAUCCACAAACUUGUUAACUAUAUCAUAAACUAUAUGAUAUAGCCUAUUCAGAUUAGCAAAUAUGUGGACAUUAUUUCGUUUUUCUAUAAUAUAACAUUUGACUUAGCUAGUUUUAGAUUUAAGUUUUUGUCAUCCGUGUAAAAAUAACUUUCCUGGGUAUAUAUUUUUGUAAUAAAUUAAGCUUCUGUUUCAUAAAAUUGCUACUGAUAACAGCUUAACAUUGGCCUAUACCUUUGGGGUCUUCGCUAUAUUCCAAUAUCAUUAUGCCUCAGUUACCUGGUUAUAGAUUAAGAGUUGUUGUUUUAGAUGUACACAUGACUUGCUGCUGUUUAAUAAUUCAUGUUGUUAAA